AUGAGCCAUCACGCUGCCCAACCAACGAAUGGCCGCCAUAACCACAGAAAUGCUGCUGCCAAACGUCCUUCAUCAAUUGCCGAGCUGGCGGACAGGGCGAUGCUUGACUUGUGGGACGAGAACAAGGACUUCAAGCACUACCUUCGGUUGGCCGAGAAAUAUAGGCGGGAAGGAAAAGAAUGUGCAAAGCGUGGCGACCUCGAAGGCGCCUUCGUCGAGCUAGCCCGGGCAGCGACCCUCGUGCUCGAGAAGUUGCCCAUGCACAAGGACUACCAUGUCGUCUUGAACGCCAAUCAGCGCCACAACCUAGGCUUGAACGGUCAAGAUAUUCUGGACAACCUCAGCGACCUCAAGCCUACGCUUGUGGACAGAUACGACAAGUGGUUGCAGAAGCAUCCGGACGGCAUCGACCAUGAACGCACUCCGAAUGCUCAAACACAGAAAAUCGCCGACGAUGAAGCCCGUGCGCAGACGGAGGAACGGGCUCGCGACCAGCGGCGCCUAGCGGAAGAAGCGGAGAGGUGGCGGCAACAACGACUACAUCAAGAAGAAGUUGAAAGAGCUCGUAAGAGAGAGGCCGAUACUGCACGCAAAGCCAACGUCCCGAAGCCUGCACCUGGCCCCGACCUUGCAUUCUCAAGAACACCGAUGCAAAACACCGGCUACGGGUCCUCCAAUACGAUUGUCUUAUCCGACGGCCGGCCUCCCGAAGAGAUGACACGCCAGCAGAGGAUGCAGGAGGAGAUGCGACUGAGGGAGGAGGAGAUAACGAAGCGGCAAGCAGAGCAGAAGCGAAGACUAGAGCAGGAGGGAAUUGCUCGACUCCAGCAGGAGGCUGAGGAAGCUGCCCGUGCUGCUCGCCAGAAUAUAACCACCGCUGUCACGCCCACAGCGCCUCCUCCUCCACCUGUAAUCCCAGCUCCUCCCCCUGGACCUUCUUUUCCAACUAUCGAGUAUCCAGCAGCCCGACCACCCCAACCACCUUCCCAACCACCUGGACGCCAGAAUGGAUACUUGGAUCCACAUCCCAAUCCGCCAAUGAUCAUGCCACUUGAAAGCCCUUCACGAUAUGAAGGUGACUCCACGGACUCUGAAUCAAUACACCACUUUGAUUAUCGCAAACAAGGCAAGCAGCGAAUGCCCCCUGCUCCGCCUGCAAGGAACAUGCGAAGUCCGGCUUAUCCACCACCUAUAACCACGACCUCGCCGCCUCCUGGAGAAGCAUCCAUUCGCUAUCCGGCCCUUAUGUCGCCGCAUCAGAAGACACAAGGAUAUUACCCUUCGCUGGGCUCAAUGUUCGCAGAUGCAACCAACUUCAAUUCUACAGGGUCGUCGAUGCUUUUCGGGUCGAACGCGAACCGAGCAGGACCGAGCUACCCCGCAUUACCCCCUUCGUCAGCCCCAGUCAAUAGACCUCCGUAUCCCUACAGCCAACAACAGGCACAAGGUUCGAAUAAUGCAUACACGCGACCACCCCCGCCUCUUCCUGUCGGUACAGCACCCCCACAGUCAGCACCUCCGACACAGGCGGAUAUGGACCGUAUCAUCCGGAUAUCAGAUCCGAAGCUCGAUUCUGUGAAACCACUGAAGCUGGUUACACUGCCCCGCGAAUGUCUGCCUCGGUUCUUGAUCAUAGCGAAGGUCAACACGGAGAUGAACAGAGAGACGUGCGGUUUGCUGCUGGGCAAGGACAGAGGACAUAAGUUUGCCGUCACGACGCUGCUGAUUCCCAAGCAACAUUCGACGAGCGAUACCUGCACGAUGGACGAGGAGGAGCUAGUCCUUCAAUUUACAGAAGAAAGGAACUUGAUCACUCUUGGCUGGAUACACACGCAUCCUUCACAGUCAUGUUUCAUGUCAUCCGUUGACCUACACACUCAUUCAGGUUUCCAACGCAUGCUUCCGGAGUCAUUUGCCGUUGUCUGUGCACCUAAAUCUAAUCCGAAUUUUGGUAUAUUCCGUUUGACAGAUCCUCCAGGAUUACAAACCAUCCUUGCAUGUACUGAAAAAGAGGCGUUUCAUCCGCAUCCUGACACGCCUAUCUACACGGAUGCUGACAAGGGCCAUGUACAAAUCAAAGACGCUGCAUUGGAAAUUGUCGACUUGCGAUGA
Cyclocybe aegerita is the source of this 2112-nucleotide messenger RNA. NCBI's taxonomy places the organism in Eukaryota, Fungi, Basidiomycota, Agaricomycetes, Agaricales, Hemipholiotaceae. The record is from the annotation of a GenBank genome assembly.